This is a messenger RNA of Sitophilus oryzae (rice weevil), 2095 nucleotides long. RefSeq names its product phosphoenolpyruvate carboxykinase [GTP]-like. Lineage: Eukaryota; Metazoa; Arthropoda; Insecta; Coleoptera; Curculionidae. Gene Ontology annotation, molecular function: GTP binding; phosphoenolpyruvate carboxykinase (GTP) activity; manganese ion binding. Gene Ontology annotation, biological process: gluconeogenesis; hepatocyte differentiation; cellular response to insulin stimulus. The record is from RefSeq and is a predicted model, not a curated record. Gene Ontology annotation, cellular component: cytosol. The transcript has 10 exons. Bases 335 to 2095 code for a protein of 586 amino acids.
GUUUUUGCUUUCUGUAUUCAUUCUCCCAUCAACUCUCAUAGUAACGGUGCAUUAUAAUAGUUUUCCCUGUUUAUUUCAAUUGUAGUUCGCGUUUUCCUUUGUUAAAUACUCGGAAAAUCUGGCUCAAUUUGCGGGAAUCAAACUAAUUCCAAAAUUCCAUCGGAAAAAUUGUUUCGUUUCCAAGUUAGAUAAAUUCCAUCUUGAGUUUAUUUUCGGGUUUUAUUGUAUGUACCAUAAAAGUUAUACUUAAAAGAAAAAGCUCGUUGAAUCGGUAGGUUGUAUUGAGUUUCUUUUAUAAUAUUCAUUAUUUUCUUGCCAGAAAAGUUAGUUCAAGAUGCCUGACAUAGCAGGAACGAAUGGCUACAUAUUAUCCAAUGAAAUUACAAAAAAUGGAAAAAAUUGGACUCCAAACGUAGGAUUUUAUCAGCAGCUUAGAGGCAUUAGCGUGGUUAGUGGAAAUAUCAGAGAUUUGUCUCCCAAGAUAAAAUCGUUCGUGGAACAAAAUAUUGACUUAUGCCAUCCGGAAAGGAUACAUAUUUGCGAUGGAACAGAAAAGGAAAAUAACCAGCUCAUUCAACUCAUGCAACAGCAGGGAACCAUUGUUCCGUUACCUAAGUAUCAAAAUUGUUGGUUGGCACGUACCAAUCCUGCUGACACUGCACGAGUUGAAUCAAAAACCUUCAUUUGUACUGACGAACGCUCAGAAACUAUUCCAACUCCAAAAAAUGGAAUCAAAGGCACCCUUGGAAACUGGAUGUCGCCGAAGCAAAUGGACGAAGCAAUUAAGGAAAGAUUUAUAGGUUGUAUGAGAGGUCGUACUAUGUACAUUGUACCUUUUUCUAUGGGUCCAAUCACUUCUCCUUUAUCAAAGAUUGGAAUUGAAUUGACUGAUUCGCCGUAUGUUGUUGCUUCUAUGAGGAUCAUGACAAGAAUGGGUGCUCCAGUUUUACAAAAACUUCAAAAAGAUGAUUUUGUGAAGUGUCUUCACUCUGUGGGUGCUCCAGCCAGUGGAUUUAUCGAGAAUCCCAGCUGGCCUUGUGAUCCAGAGAGAACCAUUAUCCUGCACAAACCUCAAAACAACGAAAUUGUCUCUUACGGCAGUGGAUAUGGAGGAAAUUCGCUACUAGGCAAAAAAUGUUUUGCUUUGAGGAUUGGGUCAACUAUUGCCAAAAGGGAGGGAUGGUUAGCUGAACACAUGCUGAUUUUGGGAAUCACAAACCCCCAAGGUGAAAAGAAGUAUAUUGCUGCUGCUUUCCCAUCAGCCUGUGGAAAAACAAAUUUAGCCAUGAUGACUCCAAGCCUGCCUGGAUACAAAGUAGAAUGUGUCGGUGACGAUAUUGCGUGGAUGCGAUUUGAUAAAAAUGGACAACUAAGAGCUAUUAAUCCUGAGAAUGGGUUCUUUGGAGUUGCACCAGGAACAUCAACAAAAAGUAAUCCUAUAGCAAUGAACACAGUGUAUAAAAACACUAUAUUCACUAACGUAGCGUCAACAAGUGAUGGUGGUGUGUUCUGGGAAGGCAUGGAAGAUGAGAUACAACCAGGAGUGGCAAUUACUGAUUGGAAAGGUCAAAAAUGGACCAAAGAUAGUUCUACUCCGGCUGCUCAUCCAAAUUCAAGGUUCUGUACUCCAGCAAGUCAGUGUCCUAUUAUUGACCCAGAAUGGGAAGCUCCUGAAGGUGUCCCAAUUUCCGCCAUCUUAUUUGGAGGAAGAAGGCCAGUUGGAGUGCCUUUAGUUUAUGAAGCUCGAGACUGGCAACAUGGGGUAUUCAUUGGUGCUGCUAUGAGAUCUGAAUCAACUGCUGCAGCAGAACACAAGGGUAAAGUAAUAAUGCACGAUCCCUUUGCAAUGCGACCCUUUUUUGGAUACAACUUUGGCCACUAUUUAAAACAUUGGCUUUCUAUGGAAACUCGUUCGUCAAAUCUUCCGAAAAUUUUCCACGUAAACUGGUUUAGGAAAGGCACAGAAGGAAAAUUCCUCUGGCCAGGUUUUGGAGAGAAUUCCAGAGUUUUAGACUGGAUUUUAAGAAGACUGGACUAUGAAGACUGUGGUGUUGAUACACCAAUUGGUAUCAUUCCAAGGAAAGAUUCGGUUUAA